Molecule: messenger RNA, 898 nt
Organism: Musa acuminata AAA Group (dessert banana)
Lineage: Eukaryota; Viridiplantae; Streptophyta; Magnoliopsida; Zingiberales; Musaceae
Exons: 2
Biological process (GO): maturation of SSU-rRNA from tricistronic rRNA transcript (SSU-rRNA, 5.8S rRNA, LSU-rRNA); translation
Cellular component (GO): ribosome; cytosolic small ribosomal subunit
Molecular function (GO): structural constituent of ribosome
Source: RefSeq, a predicted model, not a curated record
CUUGAUCGUCGGAGGGGUCGGGCCGAGCUCCCGGCCCGACCUGUGUGCAGGUGCGAGACGGUGUCGCCUCUUCCCGGCGCUGCGGCGGAGCUUCUUCCCGACCCGACCCACCGACCCGACCCACCGACCCGACCUCCCGACCCGAACCACCGAGCUCGGCCGCCGGGAGACCCCGAGGAGCAUCCCCAGGAAGAUCUCCGUCAUCCGGACCCGAACCAAGCCGCGACGGCCCCCGAGGCCACGGCUAAAAAAGUUACUUACCGUAACAUCUUCCAUGUUGCUCUUCUUCUUCUGCUUGCGCUCGCAGGUAUCUCACGGGACUCCAUGCACAAGAAGCGCGCCACUGGAGGCAAGAAGAAGGCCUGGAGGAAGAAGAGAAAGUAUGAGUUGGGAAGGCAGCCAGCAAACACAAAACUUUCAAGCAACAAGACAGUGAGGAGGGUUCGAGUUCGAGGAGGCAAUGUAAAGUGGAGGGCCCUUCGGUUGGAUUCUGGGAACUAUUCAUGGGGAAGUGAAGCUGUGACUCGCAAGACCCGUGUCCUCGAUGUGGUCUAUAAUGCUUCAAACAACGAGCUUGUGAGAACACAGACCCUUGUGAAGAGUGCCAUUGUGCAGGUUGAUGCUGCUCCCUUCAAACAGUGGUACUUCCAGCAUUAUGGCAUCGAGAUUGGUAGGAAGAAGAAGGCUCCAACGGCUUCCAAGAAAGAGGCAGCAGAGGUAGCUGUACUUGUUCUUUUAAUGUACUCGUUGCUUUUAUAUCCAAUAAUGCUCAUAGCACAUUUGCUCUUAUGCUUUUUUACCCUGAAUUCCAAUAGGCUGGUCAGCUUUUAUGCAGACAAUCUGUUUUAGAUGUCUGGAAACUCAUUUUAUGACAUGAAGGAUUAGACUUUUUUGUUCA